This is a messenger RNA of Blastocystis hominis, 909 nucleotides long. RefSeq lists its product as hypothetical. The coding region runs from base 1 to 909 and encodes 302 amino acids. Lineage: Eukaryota; Bigyra; Opalinata; Blastocystidae. Gene Ontology annotation, biological process: protein ubiquitination. The record is from RefSeq and is a predicted model, not a curated record. Gene Ontology annotation, molecular function: ubiquitin-protein transferase activity; nucleic acid binding. Gene Ontology annotation, cellular component: CCR4-NOT complex. The transcript has 4 exons.
AUGAGCAGUACAUCCGAGAGUGAUGAUGCUCCGUGCUGUCCUUUGUGUGCAAAUGAGCUCGAUGACACAGACCAAUCUUUAUUUCCCUGCUCUUGUAAUUGUCAAGUGUGUUUGUGGUGUUUGAGGCAGCUUAUGGAUUCGAAUAAGCCGUGUCCAAACUGCCGUAAGCCUUAUAACGAGAAGAAUUUUCGCCGCACAGAGGUGAAAGAAAAGAAAAAGAAAACAAUUCAUUCCAGAGUGCAUAGUGACGAAGACUCGCGGCGUUCUACCACUACAGAGGACACUCAUGACUUAAAAACGGUCCGAGUGAUUCAAAAGAAUUUAGUGUAUGUCAUUGGUUUACCCAAUGAAUCUGCAUCGGAGUCAAUCCUCCGUCGUCGUGACAUGUUUGGCCAAUACGGCAAGCUGAACAAGAUCGUGUUCAACAACCGCAACCCUGUGGGCGAUCGUUCGAAUACCUGCGGUGUGUACCUGACCUACGAGACGAACGAGCAAGCCCUCGACUGCAUCAACGCGGUGGACGGCUACAUCUACCUCCAUCGCAUGCUGAAGUGUGUUUUCUCCUCUUUGUUCACAAACAGAGCCAGCUACGGCACCACCAAAUACUGCUACACCUUCAUCCGCGGGCAGAAGUGCAACAACCCGGACUGCCUCUACCUCCACCGCCUCGCUGCGCCGGAGAACUGCUUCACCAAGGAGGAGAUGGCCGCUCGCCAGGCCGACUUCCACGCCCAGACCCACCCCGGACCGGGCUCCUACUGGGACGACCAUCACCAGCGCUGCGUCUAUCGCCGCAGUGCCGACGAGUCCCACACCUCCCUGCCCCCUCCGCUCCAUUCCCAGACCCACGCAGACGCAGACGCAGCCACGCGGCUGGCACGCGCUCCAGACCGCUCCAGCGCUCGGUAG